Messenger RNA from Betta splendens (Siamese fighting fish), 6062 nucleotides. RefSeq names its product bromodomain adjacent to zinc finger domain, 1A (gene baz1a). The transcript has 30 exons. Gene Ontology annotation, biological process: chromatin remodeling. NCBI's taxonomy places the organism in Eukaryota, Metazoa, Chordata, Actinopteri, Anabantiformes, Osphronemidae. The record is from RefSeq and is a predicted model, not a curated record. Gene Ontology annotation, molecular function: protein binding. The coding region runs from base 294 to 4655 and encodes 1453 amino acids.
UUGGUCAACAAGCCGCCAGAGCCGUUUUCAGUCCGCGGACUUCUUCAGUUUGCUCCGCGGAUUAUAGCUUCAUCCCUACACAACUCGGUAAAGAAGCGCCUGAAAGCUGUUUGUGCCGGGUUUUGAUGUGGGUUAGUGUGGCUCUGGUUCGGGGAGGGUGAACGGGUCGGUUCAGACAGUGAGGAGAUCGUUUCCAUGUGGGCAGAUUAUCGUCUAACAAAAGACCCGCUUUCUGCCUCUCGCUCCGUCUGCUCUCCCGAUCUCCGUGCGGCCAGUGGACUCGGAGCUGCGAGAUGCCGCUACUCCACAGAAAAGCCUUCAUCCGACAGAAGCCUCCGGCGGAUCUGCGGCCGGACGAGGAGGUGUUUCUCUGCAAAAUCACACACGAAGUCUUCAGGACAUACGAUGAGUUCUUUGAGAGGACCAUCCUGUGCAACAGUCUGGUGUGGAGUUGUGCUCUGACUGGUCGAGCCGGCCUGACGUACCUGGAGGCUGUGGAGAGCGAACGGCGCGCCAAGCAGAGUCUGCAGAGCUUCCCUCAGAGGCUGGUGGUGCCUCUGCUCCACCUGGCCGCUCUGAGCCAGCGCUGCAGGCUGUCCGAGCUCUGUGAGGAUGUGUACGCCUUCAUUAAAGACCGCUUCUUCCCUGGAGAGAUUGUGGACGUCAUGGAACGCAAUGGUGUCAGACAAGUGUGUGAGAUCCUGGAGGUGCACUCGCCUCAGUCCAGCGCCAACGGAGCACCAAUGGCUAACGGCCACGCCAAGCCAGCAGAUGGCACCAUCGUCAUCAGCGACAGCGAUGAGGAGUUUCAGAGUCCCCCAGCACAGGUCAACGGGAAGAAGAAGAAGCCUCUGAGUCCAUCGGUGUUUAAAUACACAGUCAGGAUGAUGAAGGACGAGCACAGCGAGCCUUUCACUGUCAAAGCUAAUGAAAUCAGUCGCAGGAAGAUGACUCUGUCCAGAGAGAGACUGAAGCUGCUCUUUAAACAACACUGUGAACUACAAAAUGGGACCAUUGCUCUUAAGCCCUCCACAGUGGGGAAGUUUCGGCUUUCUGAACAGAAUUUUUCUCAGUUCUUCCCUGAUGAACCCCCCCUCUUCCCCUUCAGCCCGCCCUCCAGAAGUCGGGGACAUGGCUCACCUGGGCAGGUGAGUUCAUCAUUCCUGAAGGCAGCAGAGAAGCUGAAGUUGCUGCAGCAGAAGGAAGAGAUGGCAGCUGCCAUGCAGGACAAAACUCGACUGAAGAAGGAGAAGGAGGAGGCCCAGGAGGCCAAGAGGAGGGAGAAGGAAGACAAGGAGAAGAUGAAGGAGGAGCAGAGGAGAAGGUUUGAAGAGGAGAAGCAGAGGAGGAGGGAGGAGAAAGAGCUCAGGAAGCUGGAGAAGGAAAGGGAACGAGAGAAGCUGAAGGAGGAAAAGAAGAAAUACGCUGAACAUCUGAAACUGUGGAACAAACCCAGAGAGGACAUGGAGUGUGAGGACCUGAAGGAGCUUCCCAGUCCAAUUCCAGUAAGAACCCGUCUUCCAGCUGAGCUCUUUGGAGAAGCUCUGAUGGUUCUAGAGUUCCUGCGGGCCUUUGGGGAGGAGUUUGACCUAAAGGAUGAGUUUCCUGAUGGCAUUUCUCUCGAGGUUCUAGAGGAGGCUCUGGUGGGAUCUGAUCCUGAAGGUCCUCUGUGUGAGCUGCUCUUCUUUUUCCUGUCGGCCAUCUUUCAGGCUCUGGAUGAGGAGCAGGAGGAAGUGGCCAAAGACCAAGCUGAAGACCUGACAGAGGCUCUGGAUGAUGACUCCAACCCGACCCACUCUGCUCUGAGUGCUGUUGCCUCUCUGGCUGCGGCGUGGCCUCAGUUGUAUCAGGGCAGCAGCUUGAAGCAGUUGGACCUUGACAGCUGCACGUUAUCAGAAAUCCUGCGGCUGCACAUCCUUUCGUCUGGUGCCGACUGUAACCACGGCAAUGCCAAGUUCCGCUACCAGAAGCAGGGCGGCUUUACUCUGAUGGAUGACCCAUGUGUAGAGCUGCGACUAGCUGAGCCAGCCCUGCUGAAGAGGCUGUCGUGCACGGCGGUGUACGAUCUGGCGCCAGGGGAGAAGCUGAGGAUCCUUAAGGCUCUGGUGGGGAAGCUGCUAACAUUGGCAUCCAGCAGAGAUCUGAUCGAAGACUGUGUAGAGGAGCAGAGAUCCGCUAGACAGGAGCUGAGAGAGGUCAGAGCUGAGCAGCACCGCAGGGAGAGAGAGGAGGCGGCCCACAGGGUUCGUCUUCGUAAAGAGGAGAAGCUGAGGGAGCAGGAGCAGAGGCUGAAGGAGAAAGAGGAGAAAUUAAAGGAGCAGGAGGUGAAAGGGAGUCUCCAGGCAAACAGUGAGAGUCCAGUUGAGCAGCGCUUUGAAGAUGAGGAGGAGCACAACUUCACAUCCAGCAACAGAAAGAAAGGGGCACGGCUGAGCACAGCAGCGGAUGUCAACCAAAAGGAACAGGGGCGGCACCAGACAAUCCGUGAGCCAAAGCCUCCAUCCUGCCCUCCGACCCUAACGGCAGAGGAGCUGGAGAAGGAGCAGGAGAAGGUUCGGGAGCUGCAAGAGCGGAUCCAAAAGGCAGCGGCCUGCACGUGCCUGCUGCCCCUGGGCAGGGACCGGAUGUACCGCCGGUACUGGUUGCUCCCUUCAGCCUCUGCCCUGUUUGUGGAGGAGGAUGGCUUCGGUCUGACGGAGGACAUGCUUUUGCCGCACCCAAAGGCUGAACGGGAUACCGCUGCGACAAAGGUGGAUGACGAGGAGGUCACCAAGGAGGAACCAGCUGAGGGAGAUGUUGGCUCCAGCCCCGCCCCCCUCCACACCUGUGGGCUGCCAGUCAACCGUCCCAACCAGUGGUCCUUCUACAGCUCCAUGGAGGAGGUGGAGCAGCUGAUUGAGGCGCUGAACCCUCGAGGCCACAGAGAGAGCAGCUUGAAGGAGGCUCUGCUGCAGGAGAGAGAAAAGCUGCAACAGCUGCUGCAGAGCUGCGACAGAAGCAAGUACAGGCACACAGACAAUCCUGAAUCUUCUAGAUCAGUCCCAGAAUGCACCGCUGCAGCAGAGACUCUGAUGGAAGUCAGGCUGAGAGACCUGCUGCUGGACAUCGAGGAUCGAAUACACCAGGGAACUCUAGGAACUUUGAAGGUGAUGGACAGACAGUUGUGGCGCUCAGCACUGGAGGCGGGAAACUAUGAGGUGCUGAGUUCAGACUGCAGAGAAAAUGGAGGAAUGAGUAGCCGAGUGGAGGCCAUGGAGGUGGACCCCAGCCACGUGAAGGCCAGAGACAGACUGCAGGAGCUGAAGUCGGACAGCAUGACUAGCGGCAAUGGAUCUCCUCAAGUGGUCAGCACUUCGGUUCGAAUCCUGGCACAUUCUCUAGGUCACAUUGAGCAAGGCAUAGAGAGGCGUUUCCUCAAAGCUCCACUCAGUGACGAGGACUCUAAGAAAGACCAGAAGAGCAAAAAGAACAAGAAAAAAGAUGAAGACCAUGCCAGCGAUGAUGGAAGUGACAGCGGUCGGGUCGUGAAGACCGUGUUGGAGCGAUGGAGGGAAUCUUUGCAGUCCUGCUCUAGUUUGUCUCAGGUGUUCAUCCACCUGUCCAGUUUGGAGCGAAGCAUCCUCUGGUCUCGCUCCAUCCUCAACGCCCGUUGCCGCAUCUGCAGAUGCAAAGGAGAUGCUGACAACAUGCUGCUGUGUGACGGCUGUGACCGAGGACAUCACACCCACUGUCUGAGGCCCCGCCUCAAGUCGGUUCCAGACGGCGACUGGUUCUGUCCAGACUGUCGCCCUAAACAGAGAUCCAAUCGCAUCCCAUCCCGCCAACGCUCUUCUAUUGACGAGGAGGAGGAGGGAGAGUCAGAGGAGAGAGAGACAGAGGAGGAAGAGUCAGAGGAGGAGGAGUCAGAAGAAGGGGAGGAGGUGGAAGAGGAUGUAGCAGUGAGCACCAAAAAGAGUCCGGCUCCACCCCCCAAAGGCAGGAGCCAGCAGUCCACAAAGCCAAACGCAACAGGGAAAACCUCAUCCUCUUCCAGGUCCUCUGGUAAAAAGGCCACACCCCCGAUACUGAAGGCCAACGCAACAUCUGGUGGAAAAGCACCACCUCGUUCUGUGAAUCGGAGCAGUGCCCGCCUAAGCCACGAGAUCCUGGCACCAAGCAUCAACACCAAACCUAUACCUGGUCAGAAGGAGUCCCGCAAGAGGCAAUCAGCAGAGACCGCUCUCACUCCUAAAGCCACCAAACCCGUCCUCUCUGCCUCCACCUCGUCCAGCCGACGCUCCUCUGGGAGGAACCACGGCGUCCACGAGUUGUCUGCCUGUGAGCAGCUGAUUGUGGAGUUGGUGAGGCAUGAAUACAGUUGGCCCUUCAUGAAGCUGGUGUCAAGGACUCAGGUGCCUGAUUACUUUGACAUCAUCAAGAAGCCCAUAGCUCUUAGCACCAUCAGAGAGAAAGUCAACAACUGUGAAUAUCAAACAGCAGGUGAGGUCAUCUCAGACGUGGAGCUGAUGUUCUCCAACUGUUUUCAGUACAAUCCCCGUCACACUAACGAGGCCAAGGCUGGGCUUCACCUGCAGCAGUUCUUCCACUCGGAGCUCAGCAGACUAGGUCUAUCGCAGUGUGCUGUUACCCUGCCUGCCAAGCGCUCUAGACUCUGAAACACCCUGUGACCUCAACAAAGCCCGCUACUGUAUUGUGACUGGGGCUGGAAGUGGUUCCCCUCCUGAUGGAAUGAGGUGGUGCUGAAAUAAUUUCAUGGUUUCACUUUUCUGAGAACUUGAACAGACAAUCACCCUGCCUGAGUGACAGCUCAUUGUCAGAAGUCAUGAAUAAAUCAAGAACCCAACAUUAAUUAGAUGAUAACGUUGUGGAGCUAACCUGAGACAGAUGUGACCUGUUCACUGUGAGUUGAUAGAAAUGUAGAAAAGCUGUGCAGUAGAUUUCCUCCAGCCUGCUGAUGCAUUCAUCACUUCUGCGUGGGUACGUAGUAGGGACGUGCCUGUGGUGCUGUAGGACCGUAGAGGCAGUAGUGUCCUGAUGUUUCCUUUCACCCCGAAUAGCAAAAACCACUAAAGAAGUUUCAGUUUUGCACUGAUGAUGAAAAAAAAUCAAACCAGGCUAACUGUUUGCUCAGGGACAGAAAUUUAGAGUUGAGUGAAAAUGUUUUCUGGUAGUGCAGCCUUUUCUAUUAUUGGACCAAAUUGUUCUGUUGCUGCCAACGCUGGAACACUUACACAGCCAGUUGUUGCUCAGGGAGUUUGAUGUGAGACAAACAGGGUUAAUAAAAAUGGGAGUUUGUACGUUUCUGCUGAAAACCUGCGUCACCAUCAAUCUAUUCGAUCCUGAUUGAGGCGACAACACAACGCUUUUCAUCAUUCUUGGAUUUAAGAACAUCAAAGUGAAGUUCUGAUAUCAAAGACACAGUUAAUUUAAUUACUGAGUAUUCAGCAAAUGGGCAGAACAGCUCAGUGAAGUUUGGGGUCUAAGUUGUAAAAAAUACAAAGGCCAAACGUAUGGAAGCUAAUGUAAGGCUACUGGAUGUGAGGUCUGACCCUUAGAGCAACAGUUCAACAUGGUUGAUGUUUAUGGUGAUUCAUGGCUCAGCUGAUUUAAAAACUCAUGAAUAAAGAAAACUAAAUAAUUGAUGGCUUUACAUCAGAGUUUACUUUAUUCUUACAGGUAGGUAUUUGAAGACAUGUCUGCAGGUAAAGACACUGAUGAGUAGGAUGCGAUUAAUGUAGCUUAGCAUCACCAGCUUUUAUUGUUGCCCUGUUGUACUCAGACCUGUGAAAAGCUGUCUAACUGUCCCUUUACAAGCUGAGCUGCUGUGGCCUCUGGAUUUUUAGUUAUGUUUUGUGUUUCGACUACUGCAACGUUUCCUGCUUUAGUGUGUUGGGCUGUUUUUUUGCUGUGUUGUUGGGUCAGGCCAGCUGUAGACCCUACACUGGAGCCCCGCACCUCCUGCUGUGUGUAUUUAUUUAGUUGAAGCCUCUGCUUUAUUUAUGACUGAUGCUCUUUGCCUGUUUGUUCUAUUGUAAAAAUAAUAAAUGGACUUUUUAUAACCA